Molecule: messenger RNA, 832 nt
Organism: Mercenaria mercenaria
Lineage: Eukaryota; Metazoa; Mollusca; Bivalvia; Venerida; Veneridae
Product: 2'-deoxynucleoside 5'-phosphate N-hydrolase 1-like
Exons: 5
Coding region: 144-557 (137 amino acids)
Biological process (GO): deoxyribonucleoside monophosphate catabolic process
Cellular component (GO): nucleus
Molecular function (GO): 5-hydroxymethyl-dUMP N-hydrolase activity
Source: RefSeq, a predicted model, not a curated record
GCCAUUUUUAAUUUUAUCGGAAUGGUUAGACGGGCGCAAAAUAGUGAAUUUUAUUCCUCUAAAUACGUCAAUAAUCAAUCAAGUAAAACUGAAAGCGCGAGGUCUACAAAUUUUGAAAGACACAAUAUUCGGGUUAGUCAAAAAUGAAGAUAUAUUUUUGCGGAAGUAUCAGAGCAGGACGUCAAGAUGCAGAUUUGUACGGCCGUCUAAUUAAUCAGCUUCAAGCCUAUGGCACUGUUUUGACUGAGCAUGUGGGCUCAAAGCAACUUGAUGAUUCUGAGAAAACAAUGACAGAUAAAGCUAUACAUGAUAGAGAUGUUGAUUGGCUGACAAGUUGUGAUGUUGUUGUUGCUGAGGUAACCCAGCCAUCACUAGGUGUAGGCUAUGAAAUUGGUAGAGCUGUUGCCAUGAAUAAGAAGAUACUGUGUUUGUUCCGACCAUCUCCAGAUAAACGUUUAUCAGCCAUGAUAUCUGGUGCAGAUAAUGGAACAAGUUUUAUUGCAAAGAACUACAAAGAGGAAGAUGCUGCUAACAUAUUCAGAGAAUUUUUGUCAUAGUGUAUGUCUGUAGCAGGUCUACAGAGUUUUUAAAACUGCCUACUUUAACUUACUAUGGUGCUUUGUUUAUAGAUAAAACUGCCUACUUUAACUUACUAUGGUGCUUUGUUUAUAGAAACAUACCAUUGGAUAUUAACCGGUAAAUAAUAAAUGUAUAUCAUAUUCAUAACGCAUUCAGAAUCAACUUAAAAGUUGAACCAUUCUUUUCCUGCCAGGCCAGUGUAAAAAGUACUUGAAAUAGCAGUUUGUCUCUUAUUAAAGACUAAGAAAAUUCA